Chanos chanos (milkfish) is the source of this 1461-nucleotide messenger RNA. Its product is annotated as organic solute transporter subunit alpha. Lineage: Eukaryota; Metazoa; Chordata; Actinopteri; Gonorynchiformes; Chanidae. The record is from RefSeq and is a predicted model, not a curated record. The coding region runs from base 1 to 1251 and encodes 416 amino acids. The transcript is spliced from 7 exons.
AUGUUCAGGAGAGGAGGCAACUGUAGCCACAUGGGGGCAGAGAUCCUUUUGUCCUCUGAGUUCUUCAAAGUCAUUAAGGACGAUCUCUGGCUGUUCCUCAUUCCGGCGGUGUUGGCCGUGCUUCUGCUAGCCCUUUUCCUGGAGGAGAUGGGCUAUUUCCUGAGGCACGAACCCUCCUCCAGACGCAGACGCCUCUACCUGUGGAUACUGGGCAUGUAUCCGUUCUUUGGGAUUACGUCCAUCAUUGCGCUCUAUGUGCCCCGUUCCUCGUCACUAUGUAAUUUCGUCGCUUCUUUAUACCACUCCAUCACUCUACUGAAGUUUAUGGGUCUCAUUGAAGACUUUUUUGGGGGCAAGGCCAGAAUGUUGGAGGUACUGGCUGGAGAGCAGGUUUCUCCAAAUCCUUUCCCAUGCUGCUUCUGCUGCUGCCUUCCCAUGAUAGCCAUCAAGAGGACAAGCUUGGCUUGGAUGAUGGCUGCUGUCCUUCAACUGUCGGUUGUUAGAACCAUCUUAUUUUUUCUCACUCUCGUCCUCUGGACAGAUGAACAGUAUGAUUAUGGAGAUGUGGAUUCAGUAAAUCCAAACAUGUAUGUCAAUGCAAUCAUAGGAGUGUCCACAUUUUUGUCCUUCUAUGGCCACUUGCUGUUUUACAAAGCAACCAAAAGAGCACUGCAUGGCUAUCGGAUCAGAGCGAAGUUUGUGUGCAUCAUUGUAGUUUUGGUGUUGUGUGGACUUCAAAAUGGGAUCCUGGAAACAAUGGGAGCCCUGAAAGUCGUCCCCUGUCAUCCUCCUUUCUCUGAUCUCAUGCGCUCCCAGUUGAUAUAUCACUACGCAGUGAUUGUGGAGAUGUUCUGCAUCAGCCUCUUUGCCCGGAGCAUCUUCCGCCAAGCGAAGCCCAGCGUGGAGGAGGGCUGUGGAGCAGAAGAUGGGGUUGGCAGAGGCCAGUGUGAAAAGGAGGUUCAAACGGAAGACGAAGUGCCCCUGUCGGUGCAGCUCAGCAGGACCGCAGAGGAACCGUGGUUUGCUAAUCAGGGCUACAAUAGUGACAGUGAGGAGAGCCUCUGCAGGAUAGAACACGCCCCCCUGGAUCGCUUCCCGUUUCCUUUGCAACCCACAUCUCAGGGAUUGGGAACUGCAGAAAAGCCUCCAAACUCCAAAAUGUCUGAGGAGAGCACAUCUGUGGAGCUGCCUACAAUAACUGUCAAUGCUGAGAUCAACUAUGUUGAAAAUAAUGAUGUCACUGUUGUCUAGCAACGGUGCGUGAGGCGUGUUGUAGAUGUAGACGACAUGUCAUAUCAUUUGCGUCCAUGCAUCACCACAAACAAGCAUGCACUGUGUACACUGCCCCAAAAACUAAAGACAGUUUAUUCUGUAGAAGAGCAUAACAUAAGUAAACUUUUAAGUUAUUGACAGUCUUGGAAGGUUAGGGGCUGGGAAAUUAGAGAUGUGACCAAAUGUAAA